UAGAGUGCAGGGAGUAGAUCGCCCACGAGCCAGUCGACGCUUCACUGCUCAAGACGCCAUUGUACGGGUGCACGGUCUUUGCCAUACUUUGAUCAUCCUAUAAGUCAAUCUGUACGUCUGUAAAGUUUUUGCAACGACCAUGGCGUUUCCUGCUGGACUGAUCGAACUCGAUGAGAAGCCAUUCUACGAGAGUUAUGCCGAGGACUCCUGCAGUUCAUCGUCAUCAGAGGCAGUCAUGUCACCUCCGAAGAUGCUGAACAACUUUACCAACGUUGCCGUUCCCGGUGAGUACGAUAGUUGGGCUACAGGCUUCACAGAUUUCGCCAACUACCAGACAGAACCCUUUUACGCUUCUAGUAGCGACAGCUGCUCCAGCAGUAUGGAGCAAGGUUCGUCUGUGGCAUCGUACGAUAUGAACCAGAUAACAAACUUUCCUACUGAACUUCACAAUAUCAGUGCGCCUGUUGACACGAACUUUAUCAUCCCUUCACCAACACCGACACAAUUUACUGACUCUCCUCCGCCAUCGGGUGUCGAGAACCGCUCUCCAAUCUACAUCCACCGUCCCAAGUCAACGAAGCCCAAGAGAAAACGAGUAAUCAACCCAACGCAGAGAAAAGCAGCGAACGUGCGCGAAAGAAAAAGAAUGUUCAACAUAAACGAAGCGUUCGACGAACUGAGAAAGACAGUCCCAACUUUCGCAUACGAGAAGAGGCUUUCCCGCAUCGAAACACUCAAGUUGGCAAUCAUGUACAUAUCAUUUCUCGGCGACGUCGUCAACGGUAAGGAAGUGGACGAAGUACAGCUCAGAAAGUUAAGAAGCAGCUUCAAUCAAUUGACAAGUCUCGGCGUGGACGAUAGUGAAUCCAGUUCUACCGAACAAUUUAAUAGCACCCCCAGUGCUGUGGACUUCAAUUUCAGCCAGUAUUUCACGUCGUAAUAAGUUACUAUAUUUUGUUUUAUUCAAUCUAAAAGUGCAAUCUUCAAUAUCCACCGAUCAUGGUCACUGUUACCAACAUUGUAGAAACAUGCAAUUUUUAAAUACCCGGCCGCUGAUAGUGACAGUUAGCUUAGAAAUCUUACAAUACUACCAUUAACACAUUGGGUAGACAACAAUCAUUUACAUUGUGUUCAUUACAUUGUAUGACCGAUACAUCUGAAAUAUUGCUGGCAUUCCUUGAGUCGGCAUUUUGUGUACAAUUCGGACUAAUUUAUUUUUAUUUUUUUGCCAAACACACUGUCGCUAUGAUUUCCAUCAAUAUGUAACAUUCAUUUGUCCAUGGCAUUAAAAUCAUUAACAAAAAAGCCCGCCCUCCGUGGCCGAGCUUGCACACAAUGAGGGACAUCUUUUAAUUAAGACUGAAGUAAGGGUACUAAUCACCGUUUUGUUCAGUCUUAAUUAAUUAUUAGAACGCAUAGCUAUACUCGGUCUCGUUUUACGGGCUAACGACUCUGGAAUCAUCAGUCUAUAUGACUGCUUUUAUUGACGACUGAAAAUGUUUUAUACUGAAAUAGCCGACAUUUAUUUUGAUAAUGUCUGUUUUAUGUUCACAGAUUUUUAUGUAUUUACUGUUUUAUUGAUAAUAUAAUAUUUAUUAAAAUUAACUUAAGUUUCACCAUA
Saccoglossus kowalevskii is the source of this 1621-nucleotide messenger RNA. RefSeq lists its product as uncharacterized. Gene Ontology annotation, molecular function: DNA-binding transcription factor activity, RNA polymerase II-specific; protein dimerization activity; RNA polymerase II transcription regulatory region sequence-specific DNA binding. The record is from RefSeq and is a predicted model, not a curated record. Lineage: Eukaryota; Metazoa; Hemichordata; Enteropneusta; Harrimaniidae. Gene Ontology annotation, biological process: developmental process; regulation of transcription by RNA polymerase II.